Rhineura floridana is the source of this 7253-nucleotide messenger RNA. It is a transcript of the gene COL11A2, whose product is annotated as collagen type XI alpha 2 chain. NCBI's taxonomy places the organism in Eukaryota, Metazoa, Chordata, Lepidosauria, Squamata, Rhineuridae. Gene Ontology annotation, molecular function: extracellular matrix structural constituent. The transcript has 66 exons. The record is from RefSeq and is a predicted model, not a curated record. Bases 64 to 5481 code for a protein of 1805 amino acids.
UCGAUCUAGUAUUUCCUCUCCCCAACACUUAGCCCAGGUUGCCGCUUUUCUGGCCACACUCUCAUGCUGCUGAAAUGGACUGUCAGCUUUUCGUAUGUGGCCCUGCCAAGAAAAGACUUUACCAGUAAAUUCCCAGAGGACUUCUCCAUCAUGGCCCUGGUAAAGCCCAAGUCCGGCCUGCAAGCCUUCCUGCUCUCCAUCUACAACCACCACGGCAUCCAACAGCUGGGCGUGGAGCUGGGCCGCUCCCCCAUCUUCCUCUACGAGGACCAGAGCGGUCGCCCCGCCCCCGAGGACUACCCAAUCUUCCGAGGGGUCAACCUGACGGACGGCAAGUGGCAUCGGGUGGCGCUCAGUGUCAGCAAGAAGCAGGUGACCCUGAUCCUGGACUGCAAGAAGAAAGUGACGCGGCCACUGCCCCGGGGGAACCAGCCAGUCAUCGACACGCGUGGCAUCACCACCUUUGGAACCCGCAUCCUGGACGAGGAAGUCUUUGAGGGCGACAUCCAGCAGCUGCUCAUCUCCUCCAGCCCCCAAGCGGCCUACAACUUCUGCGAAGAGUUCAGCCCGGACUGUGGAGGAGUUGCUCAGAAGCCUCAAGCCCAGGAGGCCCAGCAGAGGCCCAGCAGGCCUGAGAAGCCAGCCAAGGGCAAGCCUCCUGCCAAGCCCAAACCCAAGCCGAAGCAGCAGCCCCAGAAGCGCCAGUUAAUGGGCCCAGUGCCCACCAGUGUCAAGACGGGGGCCAAAACCGGAAAGCAUCCCGGCAACGGAAAGUCCGCCUCGGCCAGCGGGAAGACCUACGGUGGGGGCAGUGGUGGUACCGGCGGCAAGGCGACGUCGGGGGGCAAAUCCUCACCCACGAAAACCUCCCCGGGCAAAUCGGGGGGCCAGGCCUAUGCCGGCCCCGGUGGAGCCCGGAGGCCGGGAAACAGCUACCAGCAGGAUGUGGGUCUGCUCCCCACAGAAGAGCCCUGGGGGGCUCACGAAUAUCUUGACUACACCUUGCCUCCUGAGGCGGAUGAGACGUACCGGGAAGAGAGCCCCACGGGGGAGGGGUUGCCUCCUGCCCCCUCUUCGCCACAGGGAGAGGAGGAGGUGCCCAGCCCACAUCCUGCUGUUGCUGCAGAGGAGGAGGAGGCAUUCACUGAAGAGGAGAUCCCUGGCGUGGGGCUGGAGUAUGAGUUCGCCUAUAAGAACUAUGGCGAGGGGUCGGAGCCGUCGGAGCUGGGCCCCGUGCUCUCAGCUGAGACGCCCCACAGUGAAGGCGCCGUGCGUGGAGCCAGGGGCUUCAAAGGAGAAAAAGGAGAGCCGGCCGUCUUCGAACCUGGGAUGUUGGUGGAAGGUCCCCUUGGCCCAGAAGGACCUCCGGGCAUCAGUGGGCCGCAAGGCACCUCAGGACCUCCCGGACCUCCUGGUGACUCUGGGGAGCGGGGCCCCCCGGGACGCCCUGGUAUGCCUGGGUCGGACGGUGCCCCCGGACCUCCGGGCACUUCCAUGAUGCUUCCGUUCCGGUUUGGGAGCAGUGGAGGCGGCAAGGGGCCAGUUGUGGCGGCACAGGAAGCCCAGGCCCAGGCCAUCUUGGAGCAAGCCCGUUUGGCUUUGCGUGGCCCCCCAGGACCGAUGGGCUACACGGGGCGUCCUGGGCCCUUGGGCCAACCCGGCAGUGCUGGCAUGAAGGGGGAGCCUGGAGACUUUGGUCCUCAGGGUCCGCGGGGGCCACAGGGGCUGACCGGCCCCCCCGGGAAGGCAGGCCGCCGAGGUCGUGCUGGUGCGGACGGGGCACGAGGAAUGCCUGGGGAAACAGGAGUCAAGGGUGACCGCGGGUUUGAUGGGCUCCCUGGCCUUCCAGGCGACAAAGGACACAGGGGUGACACUGGCUCUCAGGGCGUCCCUGGUCCGCCCGGUGAAGAUGGCGAGAGGGGAGACGACGGUGAAGUUGGUACACGCGGUCUUCCUGGAGAAACAGGACCUAGAGGUCUGCUUGGCCCCAAAGGGCCCCCAGGGAUCCCAGGCCCGCCGGGUGUCCGUGGCAUGGAUGGACCACAUGGGCCAAAGGGGAAUCUGGGACCUCAAGGGGAGCCGGGCCCCCCAGGUCAGCAGGGGAUGCCAGGAACGCAGGGACUGCCAGGACCUCAAGGUGCAAUGGGGCCCCCUGGGGAAAAGGGCCCCAGAGGGAAGCCCGGACUCCCGGGGAUGCCUGGCUCGGAUGGCCCGCAUGGCCACCCUGGCAAAGAGGGUCACCCAGGCACCAAAGGAAACCAGGGCCCAUCCGGUCCUCAAGGCCCUGUUGGCUAUCCAGGCCCUCGCGGUGCAAAGGGAGUUGAUGGCGUCCGAGGCCUGAAGGGGCAUAAAGGUGAGAAGGGAGAAGAUGGAUUUGCUGGCUUCAAGGGCGACAUGGGCGUGAAAGGCGACCGGGGUGAAAUUGGUGUCCCAGGAUCCCGAGGUGAAGAUGGCCCAGAAGGCUCCAAAGGUCGGAGUGGCCCCCCUGGAGAUCCAGGCCCCCUCGGGCUUCUAGGAGAGAAGGGAAAACUGGGCGUGCCAGGUCUGCCUGGGUAUCCAGGGAGACAGGGACCCAAGGGCUCUCAAGGCUUCCCUGGAUUCCCCGGGACGAAUGGCGAGAAAGGGGGGCGGGGUGUCUACGGGAAGGCUGGACCCCGAGGCGAGCGGGGCCCCACGGGCCCCCGAGGGCAGCGAGGGCCACGAGGAGCCACAGGGAAGCCAGGAGCAAAGGGCACCUCUGGCAGCGAAGGUCCAGCCGGACCCCCCGGGGAACGGGGGCUCCCAGGAUCACAAGGACCGAAUGGAUUCCCUGGACCGAAGGGGCCUCCAGGCCCUCCUGGGAAGGACGGGCUGCCCGGCCACCCUGGACAGCGAGGAGAAGUCGGAUUCCAAGGCAAGACAGGGCCCCCUGGAGGUCCGGGGGUUGUGGGGCCUCAGGGCUCAGCAGGAGAAACGGGCCAGAUGGGGGAGAGAGGCCACCCGGGCCCACCUGGACCCCCGGGAGAGCAAGGCCUGCCUGGCCCAGCUGGCAAGGAAGGGACCAAGGGUGACCCCGGCACCACUGGAGGCCUGGGGAAGGACGGGCCGCCUGGAUUGCGAGGUUUCCCUGGAGAGCGGGGCCUUCCUGGCACCCCUGGUGGCGCUGGGCUGAAAGGCAACGAGGGACCUGCUGGACCCCCAGGACCUGCCGGAUCCCUGGGGGAGAGGGGGACACCUGGGCCAGGAGGCCCCAUCGGGCCCCCAGGAAGACCAGGGCCCCAAGGACAACCUGGGCCGGCUGGGGAGAAGGGCGUGCCUGGUGAAAAGGGCCCCAUAGGCUCCGCUGGCCGUGACGGUGUCCAAGGUCCCGUUGGGCUGCCCGGCCCUGCAGGAACCCCGGGGGGCCCAGGUGAGGAUGGCGACAAGGGCGAAGUGGGUGAUGCGGGGCAGAAGGGCGGCAAAGGCAGCAAAGGGGAGCACGGGCCACCAGGGCCACCUGGCCCACUGGGUCCUGUCGGGCAACCAGGAGCUGCGGGUGCAGAUGGAGAGCCUGGAGCAAGGGGCCUCCAAGGCCACUUUGGGGCAAAAGGCGACGAGGGGACACGAGGGUUCAAUGGGCCCCCGGGGCCCAUUGGCCUGCAGGGUCUGCCUGGACCAGGUGGCGAAAAGGGGGAGACGGGAGACGGGGGACCCCUGGGACCCCCUGGACCCCCAGGACCACGAGGCCCAGCGGGGCUGUCCGGAGCUGACGGUCCACAAGGCCCACCAGGGGGCAUAGGAAACCUUGGCCCCCCAGGACAGAAGGGUGACCCAGGAGAACAAGGGGGUCCCGGCGUCCCCGGAGAGCCAGGGGGUAAGGGCCCGCGGGGCGAGAGAGGAGAGACAGGUGAAACAGGAGUUCCUGGCACAGCUGGACCCCCCGGCGGGAAGGGCCCCCCUGGAGAUGACGGGCCCAAGGGCAACCCUGGCCCAGUCGGUUUCCCUGGAGAUCCAGGACCCCCCGGCGUAAUGGGACCCCGGGGCCAAGAUGGAGCCAAAGGUGAUCGUGGCGAAGAUGGCGAGCCAGGAGAGGCGGGUUCCCCGGGGCCAACCGGUGAGAACGGCCCUCCCGGCCCGCUAGGGAAGAGGGGCCCGGCCGGUGCUGUAGGCCCCGAAGGACGGCAAGGGGAGAAAGGGGCCAAGGGAGAGGCAGGAGCCCUUGGACCCCCUGGGAGUACAGGGCCAGUGGGCCCUCAGGGGACCCCUGGGAAGCCAGGAACGGAUGGAUUGAGGGGCCUGCCUGGAUCAGUGGGUGCACAAGGCAAGCCAGGACCCUCCGGCCAGGCUGGGCCUCCCGGACCAGUGGCCCCCCCCGGCUUGCCUGGGCUGCAGGGCGACUCUGGACCCAAAGGAGAGAAGGGACACCCCGGUCUCAUUGGCCUGAUCGGACCCCCGGGAGAGCAAGGGGAGAAGGGGGACCGAGGCCUGCCUGGCCCACAAGGCAGCGGGGGCCAGAAAGGAGAGCCUGGGAUCCCUGGUCCGACCGGCCCCAUUGGCCCUGGUGGGCCCCCUGGAGUUCCUGGUCCACACGGCCUCCCAGGCCCCAAAGGAGCCAUGGGUCAAGCUGGACCCAAAGGUCAGCGUGGAGUGCCUGGUCCCCCCGGACACCCGGGCCCCCCUGGCGAAGUGAUGCAGCCGCUGCCCAUCCAGAGGCCCAAGAGGUGGAAGCGCUUCGUGGACGGCAGCCAGCUCGUGCCCAAGGAGGAGGAGGGGGGGGCAGCGAUGGCCUCGGACGCAGCUGGCCACAAGCCCUCCAAGGGGAUGGAGGAGAUCUACGGCUCCCUCGACUCCCUCCGGCAGGAGAUUGAGCAGAUGAGGAAGCCCCUGGGCACCCAGGACAGCCCCGCCCGCACCUGCCAGGACCUCCAGCUCUGCCACCCGCACCUGCCCGACGGCAACUACUGGAUUGAUCCAAAUCAAGGCUGCUCUCGGGAUUCCUUCAAGGUCUUCUGCAACUUCACAGCGGGGGGUGAGACGUGCAUCUUCCCCAGCCAAGAGAUUCGAGAGGUGAGGAUGUCCGCGUGGGAGAAAGAGAAGCCACAGAGCUGGUUCAGCCAGUUCCAGAGAGGCAGGAAGUUCUCCUACGCGGACGCAGACGGUAACCCCCUGGGUGUGGUCCAGCUCACUUUCCUGCGCCUGCUGAGUGUCUCAGCCCGGCAAAAUUUCACCUACCACUGCCAGCAUUCGGCAGCGUGGCACAGCCGCGACUCCCCCCCUGGGGGCUAUCAACGUGCCCUGCGUUUCCAGGGGGCCAACGAGGAGGACAUGAGCUACGACAACAGCCCCUACAUCAAAGCCCUGGUGGACGGCUGCGCGAUGCGGAAAGGGUCAGACAAAACUGUUCUGGAGGUGAACACGCCUGAGGUGGCGCAGCUCCCUUUGAUGGACGUGCUCGUGAUGGACUUUGGAGAGCCCAGCCAGAGGUUCGGGUUUGAGGUGGGCCCGGCCUGUUUCCGAGGAUAGAACGGAACCCCUCAGUGUAUGGAGCUCCCCCUCUCCCAGGUCGGUCGGUCUCCAGUGGCUCAGCCCCCCCCUUCUUCCACCACCACCACCAGCGACUGAGCGGGAUCCAUCCUGCCCUCCCCCCAUCGCCAAUCUGCAGCCAGGGGGUUGACAGCACAGAGACCGAGGGGAGUUCCAGGCAGAAUUGGUUGCGGAGGGGGGAGCACUUGACAGAACAAAGAGAUUUGGAUAUUUUGGAACAAAUCCAUCUAUAUUUUAUUGUGUGCUUAUUUAUUAUUCCAAUGGAAACAUCCCCCCCUUUAAAAUAGACACUUCCCCCCCCACAUGCACACAAUUUCCCAAAUGGGGUCCCCCCUUCUCCCCUCCUCCCCUCCCCCCACUACACCUCCAAUCUUUUAUGGUGCGCUGACCCCUCGACUGUAGCCCUCUGGUGCCUGAUCUCGUAGCUGCCUCCUCCCCAGCACUACAGCAGUGCCCCCCCCCAGGUUCAUUCCAGCGCAAACAAUCUGCUCAACUUCUUGGAGUUGUGACCUUUCAGCCCCAUAGGUAUCACCGCAGAUCCCAAAUCCAAGUGAAAAUUUCCCGAAAUUCCGACCUUUCCAGGGAGGCCCUUGUUGCCUCCAAAACAGGACCCCCCUCAACCCUCUGCAGAGCUGAGGAAGGGUCCCUGUGCCCAGCCAGAGACCCCCUCCCAUGAUAACCUCAUUAGACUUCCUCCUUCUCUUGCUGUGCCUGCAUGGGAGGGAGACAAGGUUCUAAUUACCCUCCUGUAAUCGCAGGUGGGGGGGAAUGACUAGUCCUGCUCCGUUGACCACCCUAGCUCAGAUGGGCAGGGGUCUUGGGUUUUGCAAAAGGGAAGCCACGAACCUCUUCCUGGCCCUCUAGGAGGACCCUGUAAGCCACGUGAACCACCCCUCCUAAGUGUUAAGCCAUCAGAGACAAACGUCCGGUAGCAUUUCAUGAAGGGCUAAAAUGGCCCUGGACUGGGCAAAUGAGGCUACCUCAGAGAGUGAGAGAGCAGGGAGAGGCCUCUGGAUCCCCUCCCUGCCCUGCUUAAUUAUCCCUUCCCUUCCUGGUGCUGUCCCCAGCCACGGCUGAUGUUUUGGUGCGCGAUUCCCAUCAGCCCUGAACAGCAGUCCAAAUCACCUGGAGUGCACCAAGUUGGGGACACCUUAGGGUUAACCCACUCAUGCUGGAGCUGGUGGGACAUUCUGUCUUUAGACAGUCUGUAAAAACUUGGCCCUGCACCGGCAGGGGAUUGUGUGUGCCUUUUGCACAAAUGGGUCCCACCCCUGAGCCCUCUCCCCUCAAUGCAGCCAGUCCACAGCCCCUCCCCUGUCCACCCUCUCCGAAUUUGCAGGCCCUGAAAGUGCUCUCCUUAAAGGCUGCCACAGAUCCUUUUGCCCCCCCCCCAAACCCCAGAGCAGUCCCAAAGAUUAAAAAAAAGGAACCUCUGUGUUUUUGUUUUGCUUUUUAUGAAAAAUUAAAUUAAUUAUAUUAUUUAAAGGAGUGGAUAUAAAAGAGAGACUAUUUUCAUCUCCUGCUGUGUAUUUUCAGUCUUUUUUAUUUUUAAAGGGAACAAAAGUGAGUUUCAUAUCGUUUCUGGUGCUUGGGAAGUUUAAAAAUAAAUUUAUUUUCUCUUGGCCGCCUGCAAAUUCAAAGUUGUUUUUUUUAAGGGGUGCCCAUACAAAGGCUUUUUUGUUCUCUAAAAAGCGGUGCGAGCGCCCCCUGGUGCUGGAUGCAGGCGACCCAAACCGUGUAAUGUUUUGUAA